Molecule: messenger RNA, 5160 nt
Organism: Amphiprion ocellaris (clown anemonefish)
Lineage: Eukaryota; Metazoa; Chordata; Actinopteri; Pomacentridae
Gene: fmnl3
Product: formin-like 3
Exons: 26
Coding region: 451-3633 (1060 amino acids)
Biological process (GO): regulation of cell shape; cell migration; cortical actin cytoskeleton organization
Cellular component (GO): cytosol
Molecular function (GO): small GTPase binding; actin filament binding
Source: RefSeq, a predicted model, not a curated record
ACAGAGCUUAAUCAGGAUCACACAACAAUAAUGAAUGGAAACACGUCGUAGCCAAGAAAGUUGAGCAGCAACUAAAGAAGUAACUGUCGGUGCGCGUUUUUGAAAGUUAUCAGCCGCAGGUGUUGGAAAAAGAGAUUUAAGUAAUGGAUUGGCCAGGCAGGUUAGAAAGUACUUUCUGGAAGAGAAAGCAGCUGUACUCUCAUAGUAACUUAUGAGUAUUUUGAAGGGAAACUACAGUGGGAUACACUGUAAAACCUGAACGCGUCAUUAUUUCAAUGCGUAAAUGGCAUUUUGGAACAGUUACGCGAUGUCAGUUUGGUGGAUUAUUUGGAUUUGAAUGAAACUUGUUGGAAUACUUUGGAGAUUUUUCAUCUUUUUGGGGAUUAUAAGCACUGAAAGAAGUUGAAGGAAGAUUUUUUUUUAAAGUGGAUUCUUAAAUAAAAGGAGAAGAUGGGGAAUAUAGAGAGUGUGGACGGCCAGUCUGAGAUGAAGCAUCACAUCAUGCCUCUGAAGGUGCCCAUGCCUGACCCCACCGAGCUGGAGGAGAAAUUUGCCAUUGUUUUGAAUUCUAUGAACCUGCCUCCAGACAAAGCCCGUCUGCUCAGACAGUAUGACAAUGAGAAGAAGUGGGACCUCAUAUGCGACCAGGAGAGGUUUCAGGUGAAGAACCCACCUCACACCUACAUUCAGAAGCUACGAGGAUACUUAGACCCUGGAGUUACACGCAAGAAGUUUCGGAGGCGUGUGCAGGAAUCUACAAAAGUCUUGAGGGAGCUGGAGAUAUCGCUGAGGACGAACCACAUUGGGUGGGUCAGGGAGUUCCUCAAUGAUGAGAACAGAGGUCUUGACGUCCUGGUGGAGUACCUUUCCUUUGCCCAGUGUGCAGUCAUGUUGGAUUUUGAGGGGCUGGAAAAUGGAGAGGAUGGCUUCUUGGACAAGGCUAAGUCUUGGAGCAGGUCCAUAGAGGAUCUGCACCAUACAAGCACCCAACCCUUCUGCAACACACUGGUGCGCUCGGCUCGCCAGUCUGUCCUUCGCUAUGGCACAGUUUCCAACAGUAAAACCAUCAAGAACUCCCGGCUCGUGAGUCAAAAAGAUGAUGUGCACGUUUGCAUCAUGUGCUUGAGGGCAAUCAUGAACUAUCAGUAUGGCUUCAAUAUGGUCAUGUCUCAUGCACAUGCAGUCAAUGAAAUUGCUCUCAGCUUGAACAAUAAGAACUCGCGGACAAAAGCUUUGGUUCUUGAGCUGCUGGCUGCCGUCUGUCUAGUCAGAGGAGGUCACGAGAUCAUCCUUUCAGCUUUUGACAACUUCAAAGAGGUUUGCAAAGAAAAGCAUCGCUUUGAGAGGCUGAUGGAUUACUUCCGCAGCGAGGAAGGAAACAUUGACUUCAUGGUCGCUUGCAUGCAGUUCAUCAACAUUGUGGUCCACUCGGUUGAGGACAUGAACUUUAGAGUCCAUCUGCAGUAUGAAUUCACCAAACUCGGACUGGAUGACUACCUGGAGAAAUCCAAACAUACCGAGAGUGACAAGCUGUCAGUGCAGAUCCAGGCCUACCUGGAUAACGUAUUUGAUGUGGGUGGGCUGCUGGAAGACGCGGAGACCAAGAAUGCAGCGCUGGAGAAGGUGGAUGAGCUGGAGGAGCACCUGUCACAUGUGACGGAGAAGCUGCUGGAGGUUGAGAAUGAAACAAUGAUGAAAGUAGCUGAUCUGGAGAAGCUGCUCCUUCAGAAAGAUAAGGACCUGCAAACAGUCCGGGAGACGUACGAGUCGACCAACACCCAGGUCAACACCCUGAGGAGGAUGAUCAAGGAGAAGGACGCUGCAUUCCAGAGGCACUUCAACAUCGAGAGGCGGCUGCUGGAGCUGGAACAACAGGGCACCAUCCGUCUGCACAAGAAACCUGACGGAGACAUCGCCAUUGAGCCGCUGGCUGUGGGCGGUGCGGGUGGUGUUGGCAGCAGUGGCCUUGGGAUCCCUUUGGGGGACAUUGGGCAGCUGUCUUUGGGUUCAACAGCUGGGCUGACAGAACCAGGAGGGCCAGACACCAGUUUACCUCCCGCCAGUGAAGCUCCUCCACCUCCUCCACCGCCUCCACCGCCUCCCCCUCCUCUGCCCUCUGCCUCAGGUCCAUGUGCUCCAGUCCCACCACCACCACCUCCUCUUGCUCCUCCUUUGCCAGAAGCUUCUCCUUCCGUUAUCUUGAGUUUGGGUCUGUCAGCCAUCAGAAUCAAGAAGCCCAUCAAGACUAAGUUCCGCCUGCCCGUAUUUAACUGGACGGCACUGAAGCCCAAUCAGAUCAAUGGCACAGUCUUCAAUGAGAUUGAUGAUGAACGUGUGCUGGAGGAGCUGGAUCUGGAGAGGUUCGAGGAGCUGUUUAAGACCAGAGCUCAGGGUCCAGUUGUGGAUCUGUCCUGCACAAAGAGCAAAGUUGCUCAGAAGGCGGUGAACAAAGUCACUCUUCUGGACGCCAACCGCUCCAAGAACUUAGCCAUCACACUGAGGAAGGCCAACAAGACCACAGAAGAGAUCUGCAAAGCGAUAGAGAAGUUUGACCUCAAGGCCUUACCUGUGGACUUUGUGGAGUGCCUGAUGCGUUUCCUGCCCACGGAGGGCGAGGUGAAGCUGCUGCGUCAAUAUGAGCGAGAGCGCCGUCCACUGGACCAGCUGGCGGAAGAGGAUCGCUUCAUGUUGUUAUUCAGCAAGAUCGAGAGGCUCACGCAGAGAAUGAACAUCAUCACCUUUGUUGGGAACUUUGCUGACAACGUCAACAUGCUCACACCACAGCUCAACGCAAUCAUCGCUGCUUCCGGCUCAGUCAAAUCCUCACCGAAGCUGAAGAGAAUGCUCGAGAUCAUCUUAGCCUUGGGCAACUACAUGAACAGCAGCAAACGGGGCUGUGUUUAUGGCUUCAAGUUACAAAGUCUUGACCUGCUGCUGGACACUAAGUCUACAGACAGAAAGAUGACAUUGCUCCACUACAUAGCUCUCAUUGUGAAGGAGAAAUACCCUGAGCUGGCAAACUUUCACAAUGAAUUGCACUUUGUGGAUAAAGCUGCAGCAGUAUCUCUGGAAAAUGUGCUGCUGGAUGUGCGAGAGCUGGGCAAAGGCAUGGACCUGAUCAGGAGAGAGUGCAGUCUACAUGACCACUCGGUCCUAAAAGGCUUUGUGCAUUCAAGUGACACACAGCUGGACAAACUGCAAAAAGACGCCAAAACAGCAGAGGAAGCCUUCGGCAGUGUGGUGAACUACUUCGGAGAGAGCGUCAAGACGACUCCACCCUCCGUGUUCUUCCCUGUGUUUGUGCGCUUCAUCAAGGCCUACAAGGAUGCAGUGGAAGAAAACGAACAGAGGAAAAAGCAAGAGGAAGCAAUGAGAGAAAAGUUACUGGCUCAGGAGGCUAAACAGCAUGACCCCAAGGUCCAGGCGCAGAAGAAGAGGCAGCAGCAGCAUGAGCUGAUCGCAGAGCUGCGCAAGCGGCAAGCCAAAGACCAUCGGCCUGUGUACGAGGGCAAGGAUGGUACUAUUGAGGACAUCAUCACAGUACUGAAGAGCGUGCCCUUCACAGCCCGCACUGCUAAACGCGGCUCACGGUUCUUCUGUGAAGCCAACCUCUGCGACGACGCCAACUGCUAGCCCUUCCCCCCUAAUGCCAAGGUUGUCCAGAUCUCCGAAACCAGCCUUUCCUGCGAGCUGACGCGUUGAUCCGGAGCGGUUGGAAGAGACCCUAAACCACUUAUUCGUCACUUAUACCCCCCUCCUCCUCUCUCCCGUCCCCGUUAUAACCCUCCUGCCUGUGUCCCAAUGGUCCAUCUCAACCCUGAGGCUGCAGAUCACAAAGACUGAAAAGGGAGGACAGGACAGAGCCCUUGUUUUAGCUGGGUAAUUUAUUUAUUUAUGGAGGCCCCUUUACAGCCACUUUAAGCGAGCAGGCAUCAUUACAGAAGCACAAUGGGCUGCUGCUCCUCUGUCACUGCAGGCGUAAGACUUUCCCUGCUCUGCUGGCACUGACAGAGUCAGAGGAUAAUCGCAGUGCAGGUGAGUGGAGGACUGUGGAACACAAUUUAGGAGGAAGAACUGUGCGUUCACUAACAAGUGUCUGCCAGCAUGUGGAUCUUCAUGUGGAUGUUCCCAAAACCCACUAAUUUCCUCAGAUUGCAGCUCUAAACUGGAACGCAGCCAAGACAAGUUGCCAAACUCUGCUGCUGGGAUGUCUGCCUCGAGGAAACUUGCAAAACCUUCCACCAAAUAACAGAGAAGCUUCGAUACUAUGACAUUUGUGGACCGUUUCAAAGCGUUGUUGAGUCUUUGCAACGCAUACAAUCAAGCCUUAACGUUGACAACGGUGUAUUUGGAUUGUAUCUUGGAGGAGAGGCCAUGACUUUUUACUGGUUCUUCUGGACGAGCUAGCCAAACCAAAACUUCUCAAAAUGUUUCAUGAUUUGCUUUAAGAAGUGCCUUUUGUGUAAACAGUGUUAUUUCUCACGAGUCAGCCAUAAUUUGUCUGUCUUUCAUUCGUUAAAGAUUGUAUUUUUUACUGCCUUGUACUAUUGCUAAUGUUUGCCUUAUAAUACGGACAAUAUGCAAGUUGAAAGUUCAGGCUUUAAAGGCGCAACUAGAGGGUAGAUUAUUAUUUUUAUUAUUUACCUCUCUAGCACAUCAGUGUCUUUAAUCUCAGCUUACAUGAGAGCCCUUAUGUCUUAGCGCCUUGUCCAAGUAAUGACUGAAUACUGAAUGUUAUUGCACCUCGACAACACUCCCUGUCACACCUAAAGUGACAUUCGGGAAGUGACAAAUGUAUGAAGAGUUCACACAGACUGCUGUUGAAGGGUGAUGUUGGGUUAACCUGCUCUACAUGUGUUAAUAGAUGAAGGAUGAAGGGCGCUUUAAGCUUUUACAAUCUGUUUUUAAUACAGGUGAUGCGUUUCUUCGUAACAGUUGUUGAGACUUACAUUGGCACAAAGGGAGCGAAACAUCUUCACACUACUUAAUUUGACUCGGCAUUGUAUGAGACACUAUUCUUUAAAUGGACAUUUAUAUUCAUGUACAUUGAAAAAAUCAAGAAAUUGUACUUUUUAGGAGAAAUUAUCCUUGGGUAUUGUCAAUUGACUGAAAGAUGACACUUCUCGUUUAAUAAAUAUGAUGAAUUACUACAAGAGCAAA